AUGUUUCGAGGUGCGCUUGUGAUUUUUUCCGUACUCCUGACGACGCUCGCGGCUAAGGUUCCUCGGCUCGUUCUGGAUGAUAACUACGUCAAUCGGGUCGUUGGUGGCCAGGUAGCUGCAAAUGGUUCCGCGCCGUAUCAGGUGUCGUUGCAAGUUGCCGGAUGGGGACACAAUUGCGGUGGGUCGCUGCUGAACGAUCGUUGGGUUCUUACUGCUGCUCAUUGUCUCGUGGGAAGUAACCCCGACUCUCUGGAGGUGUUGGUUGGAACGAACAGCCUCAAGGAAGGUGGCCAGCGGUACAAGGUGGACAAACUGUUCUACCACAGCCGCUACAACCGACCCCAGUUCCACAAUGACGUCGGUUUGGUGCGCCUGGCAAAGUCGGUGACGUUUUCAAAUGUAGUCCAAAGUAUCGCUUACUCGGAGAAGGCACUUCCGGCCAACGUGACCGUCCGUCUGACCGGCUGGGGACGCACCAGUGCCGGUGGGCCAGUCCCGACCCUCUUGCAGACCAUAAACUUGGUAACCCUGAGUAACGAAGUAUGCAAAACGAAAAGCUCCAACCCAAAGAAUGUUGAUGUUGGACACGUCUGCACGUUGACGAAAACUGGCGAAGGGGCAUGCAAUGGAGACUCCGGUGGCCCGUUGGUGUACGAUGGGAAAGUGGUUGGUGUUGUCAACUUCGGAGUCCCUUGCGCCUUGGGAUAUCCCGAUGGAUUCGCAAGAGUUUCCUACUAUCACGACUGGGUGCGCACAACGAUGGCAAAUAAUUCGUAGGACCCUUAGUUGAUCUUCGCUCACUUACCAUCACUUUUCAAUCCAUUCAUACUCGCUGGGCAAAGUGUAUUGCGCAUUGCAUACCACUAGGAGUUGGCAUUGCUUCGAGUGCGGUAACGGUAAAUUCUUUUGAAAAACCAAAUUCCUCAGAUUAAAUUUACCUUGUCAUGCCUAUUACUUGAGUUUUAAAAUAAACUA
Anopheles coustani is the source of this 975-nucleotide messenger RNA. RefSeq names its product chymotrypsin-1-like. Gene Ontology annotation, biological process: proteolysis. Gene Ontology annotation, molecular function: serine-type endopeptidase activity. The record is from RefSeq and is a predicted model, not a curated record. The transcript has 3 exons. Bases 1 to 777 code for a protein of 258 amino acids. NCBI's taxonomy places the organism in Eukaryota, Metazoa, Arthropoda, Insecta, Diptera, Culicidae.